This is a messenger RNA of Drosophila serrata, 644 nucleotides long. RefSeq lists its product as uncharacterized. NCBI's taxonomy places the organism in Eukaryota, Metazoa, Arthropoda, Insecta, Diptera, Drosophilidae. The record is from RefSeq and is a predicted model, not a curated record.
CUUUCUAAAAAGUGUCAGAUUUGUUUAUACUAAUUGAAAUACAACACCUAAAUUUCUUAAAAAAAACAUUCUCGCUGACUCGAAUUCUAGUUUCUACCAUGGCAAACACUGUACUCGCCAAAAUUAUUAAAGCAGGCCCCCUAAGAUCCCUUAAGCCAUCAUUCAGUAAUUGCAGUUUAACCAAAAGCCCCUAUAUUUUCACGGAUUUUAUAUAUGUGCGAUGCACGCAAGACCCAAAAGAAUGCAACAUUAGAACAAACUGGAGGCACUUGUCGGACAAGAUCUCGGAAAAGGGAAGAGGCGAUGAGAAGAAUUAUUUCUUAAAACUUAGCAGGGAACAAUUUGUUAAAAUCAAGGAGAAGAAAAUCAAAGAAAUCAUAGCGGAUAUACGAGCCCUGGAGGUUGAAGUCAGGGAAAUGGAUCGCAAGACCAGUCUCCGGGCAGAGAAAGUAAGACAGAAUUUAAUGGUGGAAAUUAGAGAACUCAAAGCCAUGCUGGAGAAAUUCAAAAAGAGUCUAUGAACAGGGAAACGAACAAAAAAUAGCCAGCCAGUAGGCUCUCACAUUGCCUUCAUUACAAAAAUGUUCAUGUUAGACAAAUUUUCAGUAAUUUCCUAAAUUCUUUCAAUACCAUUCAUCUUCAAA